UUAUCGCUCUGUCACCCAGGCUGGAGUUUAGCGCUGCGAUCUUGGCUUAUUGCAGCCUUGACCUUCCAGGCUCAAGUCCUCCCUCCUCAACCUCCCAAGUAGCUGGGACUACAGAGACGGGGUUUCACCAUGUUGGCCAGACGGGUCUCAAACUCCUGACCUCAAGUGGUCCACCUGCUGUGGCCUCCCAAAAUGUUGGGAUUACAGAUGUGAGCCACCGUGCCCAGCCUUUUGAGCAAUUUGUUGACUGUUUAUCCAUGUUGCCACAAAGGACAUUAUGUCAUCGAUGUUUGUUGAUGGGGUGUAUUUUGUUGCAUCUGUAUGCCAAAGUUCCUUCAUCCUUUCAUCAGUUGAUGGACAGGUGCGGGCAUGUUGCGGGAAAUGAUAAAAUGCCCUGAAUUUUGAUGGCUGAAAAGUAUUCCAUUGUGCCUGUGUCCUGGAGAUUCUUCAUCCCUUCAUCUGUGGAGGGACAGGUCCAUCCAUGUUGCCGCAAAGGACGUUACGUCAUCAGUUUUUGUUCAUGGGGCGUAUUUCACUGUGUCUGUAUGCCGAUAUUACUUCAUCUCUUCGUUAAUUGAUGGACAGAGAUGGGAUUUCACCAUUUUGGCCAAGCUGGUCUGAAACUCCUGACUUGAAGUGAUCCACCCGACUCGGCCUCUGAAAAUGCUGGGAGUACAGGUGCAACCGUGUGGUUCCCCACGAUAUGAUUUCAUUGUGGUUUUCUGUCUGAAGAGUAUCCCAGUGUGUACAUGUGGAGCAGCUUCUUUAUCCCUUCAUCUGGGGAUAAGCAGCCGAAGAGGAUUCCACCGUGUGCUGCAGUUUCUUUAUCCCUUUAUCUGUGCAUGAACAGGCGAAGGCCCCCUGCCCAUGGAGGUGUGCUGCAGACAGCAGCAGCAGCAGCAGCAGCAGCAGCAGCAGCAGCAGCAGCAGCAGCAGCAGAGGCCUGGCUUCCUGAGGAAUUGCUGGCCGGUUUGAGGAAGGAAGGAAGUCCCACCUACCAUGAUCACCCUCCAGCCUGGAGGAAGCUCCAUGCCAGCAGCAUGGACCAGCAUGGGAGCCAGAGCCCUGCUAAUGCUGCAGCUCAUCACCCCUGCUCAGCAGCCCAGCAGCCCAGCAGCCAUUGCCACAUCCCAUUUCCAGGGCCUCCUGCCCCCAUGCCCCCACGUGCCCAUGGACCGACACACCACUCUUCCUGUUGGCCCAAGUCUGGAGAAACAGCUACGGCCAUCCCAGCCCUGGCCAAGGGGAAAAUGCCGGAAGACUCCAGGGUGGGAGGAAGCGCGUCCCAAGGCCCAGGAUCUGCGAGGCGACUCGGGGAAAACGCAGGACCUGCUGAAGCUCACACCCGUGGACCACCCAGACUGCCUGCCGCUACAGGAUGCCCUCCGCAUCUCCCAGGACUUCUUUCUGGCAUCAGUGUGGACAUUGACCCCGCUGGACUGCAGUCACAGUGGACUCCCAAGGGGCAGUGUACGCAGGUCACACGGUGUGUCAUAGAGACAGGAAAGACUGGGACAGAUGGUUGCAGCCCCGUGGAAGCCCCCCUGACUCUGAGGGUGGCUGAGGGGAAACUCUGGAAAUCCUCAUGGAGUAGAAACCAUCCAGAGCCCAGCAGAGCCAUGAAGAUGAAGUUAGUGGUGCUGGGUCUGCUGGCCGUGGUCCUGGUGCUGGUCAUUGUUGGCCUCUGUCUCUGGCUGCCCUUGGCCUCCAAGGAACCUGACAACCAUGUGUACGCAAGGGCUGUGCAGCUGCGGAUGCCAAGCACUGUUCAGAGAUUGGGAGCUUUGGAGCGAUGGUGUAUUCACCACGGACAGGCAUCAUCCUCAACAACGAGCUCCUGGACUUAUGCGAGCGAUGCCCCCGGGGUUCCGGCACCACCCCCUCACCUGGCCAUCAUGAACAAGCUGUGGCUUGGCUUUGACCUGAGAGCAGCCAUUGCAGCCCCCAUCCUGCAUGUCAACAGCAAGGGCUGUGUGGAGUACGAGCCCAACUUCAGCCAGAGUCUCACUCUGUUGCCCAGGCUGCAGUGCAGUGGCACGAUCUCAGCUCACUGCAACUUCUGCCUCCCAGGUUCAAGGAAUUCUCCUGCCUCAGCCUCCCAAGUAUCUAAAAUUACAGGGAUGUGCCACCACACCUGCCUCAUUUUGUGUUUUUAGUAGAGACGGGGUUUCACCAUGUGGCCAGGCUGGUCUUAAAAUCCUGGCCUCAAGUGAUCCGCCUGCCUUGGCCUCCCAAAGUGCUGGGAUUACAGGUGUGAGCCACAGUGGCACUUUUAUAAAGGGUUACAGCCUGCAGGGUGGCCAUCCGCCACUUUCAAAAGCAUAGCCUCUGGCAGAAACCAGAGUCAGGCCCAAAAAACCAGCAAGGAGCCGGUUUUUGAAAUGAUCAACAAAAUUGAUAGACUGCUAGCAAGACUAAUAAAGAAGACAAGAGAGAAGAAUCAAAUAGACACAAUAAAAAAUGAUAAAGCGGAGAUCACCACUGAUCCCACAGAAAUACAGACUACCGUCAGAGAAUACUGUAAACACCUCUAUGCAAAUAAACUAGAAAAUCUGGAAGAAAUGGAUAAAUUCCUCGACACCUACACCCUCCCAAGACUAAACCAGGAAGAAGUUGAAUCUCUGAAUAGACCAAUAACAGGCUCUGAAAUUGAGACAAUAAUUAAUAGCUUACCAACCAAAAAAAGUCCAGGACCAGAUGGAUUCACAGCCGAAUUCUACCAGAGGUAGAAGGAGGAGCUGGUACCAUUCCUUCUGAAACGAUUCCAAUCAAUAGAAAAAGAGGGAAUCCUCCCUAACUCAUUUUAUGAGGCCAGCAUCAUCCUGAUACCAAAGCCUGGCAGAGACACAACAUAAAAAGAGAAUUUUAGACCAAUAUCCCUGAUGAACAUCUAUGCAAAAAUCCUCAAGAAAAUACUGGCAAACUGAAUCCAGCAGCACAUCAAAAAGCUUAUCCGCCAUAAUCAAGUGGGCUUCAUCCCUGGGAUGCAAGGCUGGUUCAACAUAUGCAAAUCAAUAAACGUAAUCCAGCAUAUAAACAGAACCAAAGACAAAAACCACAUGAUUAUCUCAAUAGAUGCAGAAAAGGCCUUUGACAAAAUUCAACAGCCCUUCAUGCUAAAAACUCUCAAUAAAUUAGGUAUUGAUGGGACGUAUCUCAAAAUAAUAAGAGCUAUUUAUGACAAACCCACAAAGUAUCAUACUGAAUAGGCAAAAACUGGAAGCAUUCCCUUUGAAAACUGGCACAAGACAGGGAUGCCCUCUCUCACCACUCCUGUUCAACAUAGUGUUGGAAGUUCUGGCCAGGGCAAUCAGGCAGGAGAAAGAAAUAAAGAGUAUUCAAUUAGGAAAAGAAGAAGUCAAAUUGUCCCUGUUUGCAGAUGACAUGAUUGUAUAUUUAGAAAACCCGAUCAUCUCAGCCCAAAAUCUCCUUAAGGUGAUAAACAACUUCAGCAAAGUCUCAGGAUACAAAAUCAAUGUUCAAAAAUCACAAGCAUUCCUAUACACCAAUAACAGACAGAGAGCCAAAUCAUGAGUGAACUCCCAUUCACAAUUGCUUCAAAGAGAAUAAAAUACCUAGGAAUCCAACUUACAAGGGAUGUGAAGGACCUCUUCAAGGAGAACUACAAACCACUGCUCAACAAAAUAAAAGAGGAUACAAACAAAUGGGAGAACAUUCCAUGCUCAUGGAUAGGAAGAAUCAAUAUCGUGAAAAUGGCCAUACUCCCCAAGGUAAUUUAUAGAUUCAAUGCCAUCCCCAUCAAGCUACCAAUGGCUUUCUUCAAAGAAUUGGAAAAAACUGCUUUAAAGUUCAUAUGGAACCAAAAAAGAGCCUGCAUUGCCAAGUCAAUCCUAAGCCAAAAGAACAAAGCUAGAGGCAUCAUGCUACCUGACUUCAAAUUAUACUACAAGGCUAUAGUAACCAAAACAGCAUGGUACUGGUACCAAAACAGAGAUAUAAACCAAUGGAACAGAACAGAGCCCUCAGAAAUAAUACCACACAUCUACAACUAUCUGAUCUUUGACAAACCUGACAAAAACAAGAAAUGGGGAAAGGAUUCUAUAUUUAACAAAUGGUGCUGGGAAAACUGGCUAGCCACAUGUAGAAAGCUGAAACUGGAUCCCUUCUUUACACCUUAUACAAAAAUUAAUUCAAGGUGGAUUAAAGACUUAAACGUUAGACCUAAAACCAUAAAAACUCUAGAAGAAAACCUAGGCAAUACCAUUCAGGACAUAGGCAUGGGCAAGGACUUCAUGUCUAAAACACCAAAAGCAAUGGCAACAGAAGCCAAAAUUGACAAGUGGGAUCUAAUUAAACUAAAGAGCUUCUGCACAGCAAAAGAAACUACCAUCAGAGUGAACAGGCAAUCUACAGAAUGGGAGAAAAUGUUUGCAAUCUACUCAUCUGACAAAGGGCUAAUAUCCAGAAUCUACAAAGAACUCAAACAAAUUUACAAGAAAAAAACAACCCCAUCAACAAGUGGGUGAAGGAUAUGAACAGACACUUCUCAAAAGAAGACAUCUGUGCAGCCAACAGGCACAUGAAAAAAUGCUCAUCAUCAGUGGCCAUCAGAGAAAUGCAAAUCAAAACCACAAUGAGAUACCAUCUCACACCCGUUAGAAUGGCGAUCAUUAAAAAGUCAGGAAACAACAGGUGCUGGAGAGGAUGUGGAGAAAUAGGAACACUGUGACACUGUUGAUGGGACUGUAAACUAGUUCAAGCAUUGUGGAAGACAGUGUGGCAAUUCCUCAGGGAUCUAGAACUAGAAAUACCAUUUGACCCAGCCAUCCCAUUACUGGGUAUACACCCAAAGGAUUAUAAAUGAUGCUUCUAUAAAGACACAUGCACACGUAUGUUUAUUGCGGCACUAUUCACAAUAGCAAAGACUUGGAACCAACCCAAAUGUCCAUCAAUGAUAGACUGGAUUAAGAAAAUGUGGCACAUACAUACCAUGGAAUACUAUGCAGCCAUAAAAAAGGAGGAGUUCAUGUCCUUUGCAGGGACACGGAUGAAGCUGGAAACCAUCAUUCUGAGCAAACUAUCACAAGG
This is a messenger RNA of Pan troglodytes (chimpanzee), 5049 nucleotides long. RefSeq lists its product as uncharacterized. Bases 750 to 2156 code for a protein of 468 amino acids. Lineage: Eukaryota; Metazoa; Chordata; Mammalia; Primates; Hominidae. The record is from RefSeq and is a predicted model, not a curated record. The transcript has 16 exons.